CCUCCAUAUAAUAUAUAAUAAUAAAUAGAAAAUCCCUACCUCCCGGAGGGAAUUGCUUCCCUGCUUCCGCCAUUGGGAAAUUCAGGUAUGGCUCAAGCAGCGGGAAUAUUUACUGUUAAUCAGACUAUAGGAAGUGUUUUGUGCUGCAAAUGUGGGAUUUUGAUGCAGCCUAAUCCCGCUAAUAUGUGCGCAAAGUGCUUACGCAAUGUGGUGGAUAUAACUGCAGGGUUGCAGAAGCAUGUGGUUCUUGUGCACUGUCCUGAAUGUGAUAGCUAUCUGCAGCCUCCUAGAACUUGGUUGAAGUUACAGUUGGAGUCGAAGGAGCUACUUACAUUCUGUGUGAAGAGGUUGAAGAAUCUGAACGAAGUCCGGCUUGUACACGCUGAGUUCAUAUGGACCGAACCUCACUCCAAAAGGAUUAAAGUUAAGUUGACUGUUCAGCAGGAGGUUCUUAGGACCAUUCUUGAGCAGCCAUACACUGUGGAGUAUGUUGUGCAUGAACAAAUGUGUGAUUCUUGCACUAGGGUUCAGGCUAACCCUGAUCAGUGGGUAGCUUCUGUGCAGCUAAGGCAGCAUGUUUCUCACAGAAGAACCUUUUUCCACUUGGAGCAGCUCAUUCUCAAGCAUGAUGCUUCUGUUCAUUGCAUUAGAAUCAGACAGGUGGAUCAGGGAAUAGACUUCUUCUUUUCUAACAGAAGCCAUGCUGUGAAGUUUGUGGAAUUUUUGGCUAAAGUUGUGCCCGUUAGGCAUCGAAAUGACAAGCAACUCGUGUCCCAUGAUACCAAAAGCAACAAUUAUAAUUAUAAGUAUACUUUGUCUGUUGAAAUUUGCCCUAUUUGUCGUGAAGAUCUCAUCUGUCUUCCUCCAAAGGUUGCUGUUAGGUUGGGUAAUCUCGGGCCGCUUGUCAUAUGCACCAAAAUUAGCAACAACGUUGCCUUAAUGGACCCUUUUACUUUGAGGCACUGCUUUUUGGAUGCUGAUCAAUACUGGAGGUCACCUUUCAAAUCUCUGCUUUCGAGUAGGCAGCUUGUGGAAUAUGUGGUGCUUGAUGUGGAGCCUAUUUCUUCUGAAGUUAUUGUUGGCGGAUCAAGGUAUCUCUUAGCAGAUGCACAGGUUGCUCGAGUGUCAGAUUUUGGGAAAAACGAUACAAUUUUCAACGUGAGAACUCAUCUAGGCCGUGUUCUGAAACCAGGGGAUAAUGCUUUUGGUUACGAUUUGUUUGGUGCCAACAGCAAUGAUGUUGAGCUUGACAAAUACAAAGGGUUUGUUCUCCCUGAUGUGGUAUUGAUGAGAAAGAGAUACGAGGAGCAGCUGCAGAAAAGACGAGGAGACAUAGAGUGGCCUGAUUUGGCCAAAUUGAAAUUACAUGAGAAUGAGGAUUACAAGCCAUCUGAUGAUGAGCUUGAGAUUGACCAGAUGCUUGAUGAUCUUAUUAUAGACGAUGAGGACGAUGACAUGACUGAGUGAAUAAAUUUUCCUCUGGUAGUUGGGAAUUUUAUAUGUACAGUAGAGUGUUAUGUUAUUUCAGAUCAUCCAUUUCCCCCCUUUAUAGUUUGCUGGAGUUUGAUUACAUUUUAAAGCCCGGGUUUAAACUUUAAACACACAGUUUUGUUUGUGCUUUGAUUCUCCUACUGGUAAUGUACUAAUGCAAAAAUGAAACUGUUUUAUAUAGGUUUUUCAAGAAUGCGAAAAUGAAACCGUGAUUAUGGAACAGAG
This is a messenger RNA of Oldenlandia corymbosa var. corymbosa, 1716 nucleotides long. Lineage: Eukaryota; Viridiplantae; Streptophyta; Magnoliopsida; Gentianales; Rubiaceae. The record is from the annotation of a GenBank genome assembly.